GCGCUUGGGAGCCCAAGACAGUGGUACACACAGGAGCGACGCCCCGAGGUGUACAACCACCACCAAGCCUGGCGGUGGGCCCUGCUCCUCCCCUCCGGUCAUCCCCUGCCCGCUCCCCACACCUCGCCCGCCGCGCUUCUCCCCUCCAUUUCCAUCACCGACGUGUCGAGACGCAAGGGCGAGUCGAGGCUAGGGUUCUUCCCACCGCAGGGACGGAGGCGGCGACUCAUGGCGCGGCGCGGGCGCGUGGAGCUGCGGCGGAUCGAGGACAAGGCGAGCCGGCAGGUGCGCUUCUCCAAGCGCCGCUCGGGCCUGUUCAAAAAGGCCUUCGAGCUCGCGCUCCUCUGCGACGCCGAGGUCGCGCUCCUCGUCUUCUCCCCCGCCGGCAAGCUCUAUGAGUACUCCUCCACCAGCAUAGAAGGUACAUAUGAACGAUAUCAGCGAUUUGCGGGAACAGGAAGAAAUGUGAAUGCAGGAGACCGAAAUAACAACGAUAGCCAGGAUGCUGCUGCUUCAGACUUGCAAACCAGGCUUAAGGAGAUCGCAACAUGGUCUGAACAAAACAAUGCUAACGAGUCAGAUGCCAACGAACUAGAGAAACUGGAGAAACUGCUGACAAAUGCUUUGAGGGAUACCACAACCAAAAAGAUGUUGACGAAACAAAAUAAUGGUGGUGCUGGUGGAAGUACAAGCAGCCAGAACAGCAGUGGACCUAGGAGACAGGAUUAAGGAGUGGCUCCCAGCAAAUCAGCACAGAGCAAAGGCGCCCUGACUUCUGUGCUACUGGCAAAUGAAAUGGGGUGUGCGUCUGUUGCUACCAGCAUCUCCUACUAUCGCUGGGUAGCUGAGAUAUGUUGAGGUCGCUCGCUGCUGGCAAGGUGUGCCGGGAAGGGAAUUUCAAUAACAGGAUUCGCAAAUGGUUGCGGCCUUGCCAAACCUGACCUUAUGUUGUACCAUGCGAUUCCUAGAAUUGUGCUUGCCGAGUGAUUUUUUUACUGGUUGUGGGCUUAUGUAACCUUGCGAUGUUUGCUUGGAUCUGUCAAAUAUGCAGUGACCCUCAAGGAACCGUGGUUUCAUGCUCCUUGUCUCCUGUGAUAGCAGGUGGUUAGCAACGUUUGGUUAGCAGGCCUGGCUGUGAGUUGGGCUACUUUGAUGUUGCCGUCGAAUCCAACAUCUAGACCAGGUUCUUUU
Molecule: messenger RNA, 1191 nt
Organism: Setaria italica (foxtail millet)
Lineage: Eukaryota; Viridiplantae; Streptophyta; Magnoliopsida; Poales; Poaceae
Product: MADS-box transcription factor 51
Exons: 5
Coding region: 229-729 (166 amino acids)
Biological process (GO): positive regulation of transcription by RNA polymerase II
Molecular function (GO): RNA polymerase II cis-regulatory region sequence-specific DNA binding; protein dimerization activity; DNA-binding transcription factor activity, RNA polymerase II-specific
Source: RefSeq, a predicted model, not a curated record